Molecule: messenger RNA, 4742 nt
Organism: Solenopsis invicta (red fire ant)
Lineage: Eukaryota; Metazoa; Arthropoda; Insecta; Hymenoptera; Formicidae
Gene: mats
Product: MOB kinase activator-like 1
Exons: 5
Coding region: 392-1045 (217 amino acids)
Biological process (GO): hippo signaling; positive regulation of protein phosphorylation
Cellular component (GO): nucleus; cytoplasm
Molecular function (GO): protein kinase activator activity
Source: RefSeq, a predicted model, not a curated record
AGAGAAAGACAGUAGAUCGCAAGAGAAACCGGACAACUUAGUGGACGGACGACGACGCAGCGGGCAGCCUGGGUUGCGCGACGGCGACUCGUCUUCCCGGCACAGCGGCGUUUGCGAGACAGGGAGAGCGGGUGAUACCUCCUGGCGAAGGCGAUCGCGCGCGCGCGAGUGCGGCGGCCGGCUGCCUGGGCAGGUUCUCGUUGUCGUCGUCGUCGUCGUCGUCGUCGUCGUCAUCAUCGUCGUCGUCGCGAUAGUCGCACAGUCCGUCGUCUCGUUACGCGUCUAGUUGAGCGAGGACGCACUCAGCGAACCACGCGACCGAGCGGAACCGACCCGACGAGUGGAGCAACCCACAGCUACAGCUACGACAGCCCGUCAAUCCCGUCGUACGAUGAGUUUCUUAUUUGGGAGUAGGUCUUCCAAGACCUUUAAACCAAAGAAGAAUAUCCCAGAGGGUACUCAUCAAUAUGACCUGAUGAAACAUGCUGCGGCUACAUUAGGCUCUGGUAAUUUGCGACUGGCUGUUAUGCUUCCCGAAGGAGAGGAUCUGAACGAAUGGGUCGCCGUGAAUACCGUUGAUUUUUUCAAUCAAAUCAACAUGUUGUAUGGGACUAUCACGGAAUUCUGCACAGAAGAGAGUUGUCCAAUCAUGUCUGCUGGACCGAAAUAUGAGUAUCACUGGGCCGAUGGUCAUACGGUGAAAAAACCUAUCAAGUGCUCUGCGCCCAAGUACAUAGAUUAUUUAAUGACCUGGGUGCAAGAUCAAUUGGACGACGAGACUCUAUUUCCUUCCAAAAUCGGAGUUCCUUUCCCGAAAAAUUUCUUAUCUAUCGCAAAAACUAUUCUGAAGCGGUUAUUCAGAGUAUACGCUCACAUUUACCACCAGCACUUUAGCGAAGUUGUGCAACUCGGCGAAGAGGCGCAUUUAAAUACGUCGUUCAAGCAUUUUAUAUUCUUCGUUCAGGAAUUUAAUUUGAUCGAGAGAAGAGAAUUGGCACCUCUGCAGGAGCUAAUAGAGAAACUGACAGCGAAAGACGCGCGAUGAGUCCAUCUACCGUCUACGAGCCACUCGUCCUCUCAAAACUUUUCCAAAGAAUCUCUCAACCAUCCCGUCUUCGCUAACCUGCACAUAUAAUUGCAUUAUUUAAACUGAUUAAUUAAUCGCUAAUCCCUACGAUCUGCCUCCGUUUCGAAGAAUUGGUGAUGAAAACGCGCCGCCUGGAAACAAGCGACUGAUAACGCGAAUAAAUGCCUAUGGUGUUCGUUCUGAAGCCUCAUUCUUCUCUGAUGGCGCAUGGAUGUAUUCUGUAUAUUCACUGCAUACACAUUCACAUACUAAAGAGAGAGAGAGAGAAAAAACUACUAUCGAGUGGAUAAAGAAUCUGGACGGUAGGUCUGAAACAGCGCGUUCGACUUUGUUACUCUGAUUUCUCCGAACGUUCUUCAUAUUUCGAUCGUAAUUUAUUGUGUUUUAUUGCACCGCUGAUACGCGAAGGAGAGACGGUCGGGAGCGCGAUUUUCAGUACAAAGUGUCGACGCAUCUCGAGAAAAGGACGAUUUCAAAAAUAACUAAAUAGAUGCGUCUCUUUUUCGUGAGCGAACAAAGACCAUUCAUAACGCUCGCGGGUUCCGCUAUUUUGUUAUUAUCUGCCGCUCUAUUAUCGGAUGUAAAAAUACUUCUAUUAUAUGAAUGUAGAAAUUAUUCGUUUCGUACGUUUUUAUGUACGAAUCCAACGGCAUAUCGUGAAUUUCGUAUGAUUUUACGUUUAGGGAUAGUUUUAUAAAUGAUUAUGUCCUAUCAUUUUCUUGGGUUAAUAUCCCGUAUCGUAUUUCUUAUUGAGAAACUGCACACAGUGUUGGUAAUAACAUAUACAUAUUGUGCUGUUGAAAAAGAAAGAAGAGUUAUCGCGCAACGCUAUAUCGCAUUACUGUGUAACAACUACUUUAAGAUAUCGUCCUCUUAAGCGCUUAUAGACUUAUUUAUACGACUAGGAUUUUUGUACGCGUUUUGUCUUCGUAGAAAGUGAUAUUUCCCGCUUCAGACGCUUCUCAGAUUCCGGUAGUUAGGCCGUAUACUACGUCAUCUUACUGCAAUUUCCCGUAUAAUUCUCGCAAAUUUUCAGUUUCCUAUUUUCAGUUUCCGUUUUCCAGGAAUUAACAUUACGCGAACAUUUGACAAAAAACCUAUUACGGUGUUUCUUCCGUAAACGUCAAUUGAUAUAACACCAUAUUUUGUUAGCUCGUAUUUAUUCUCGUUUUCUUCACCGCCUAAUCGAUUUUGUUCUGUAUUAAUGAACAAAGGAUUUCUAUAGAGCAGCACACAUUUUAAUUAUCAAGAAAGUUUAACUAAAAAUUCGCAGCGUCCGACUUCAAGUCCUUUUUUCUUAGUCGGUACUUAAUAAAGAGAAUAGCGAUUGUACGACUUUCGUGUUUAAUGAGCGUCGCGAAUUACAUAAGAGUCUCAAGUAUUAUAAAUAAUUGAUCACCAUCGCCGACUAUUAUCGCCACUUACAUAAGAUAACUCGAUUCGUCACGAACGUAUUGAAUGAAUUCGUCAUUUCUUUUGGCUUCUUCUGUAAGCUACGCGUACGAUAAUGAUAAAUCUUUAGGAAAUCUCCGAAGUGCUGAGAAAAAAAAAGGUUUAAAAAGGGAAACAUAUUUUUUUCAUUGCAGUAGACGUUAAGAGUUCGAUCGCGUGAACUUAUAUGUAUACGUGUAUACAUAUUGCAUAUAUAUAUAUUGACGUAUUUUACUAUAACGACACAAAAUAGUGAUUGACGCAGCGAAGCAAGGUGAUAGCGCCGCGGAACGAAAGUGGCGCAUAUACACGCUGAAUGUAGACGUAAAUGAUAGUAACGAUAAUAUUAUAUUCGGUACUUAAGGAAAGGCGGCGAUAAGCGAUGAAAAAUGAGAGUGCAAAAACUCGUAUUUGUCUACGCUUUUCGGAAACGGUUAUAAUAGCGCCUGUUUGUGAUCGCGAUGAAUGAUAGUCGCCUAUUAUAAGACUACCUGAUUCAUUCUCGACGACCAAACUAGUUACAAAUGGCUAUUUUUGACCGUACAUGCGUUUGUACGCGUACUAGCGAUGUCUCGACGCCAACCUGCAAUUUAUUUUUCUUUUUUAUAGCCCAAUGGAUUUUCGACUCUAGAAAUCACAGUACCAUACACAUUUUUGUUUCAUUAAGAGUCCUAGAAAAAUCCUAGAAAAAUCUGCAACUGCUAUCCAUUCGUUUAGACGCUUAGCUACAAUCCCCCCGGUCAGAAAAUACUUGCGUCGAUUCUUUCUCCCUUUCCUCUUGAGCGACUUUCCGCGGCACGAGUGCCUGAAAUGCGACUGUUCGACACGGUCGUGCGAGAAAUUGUCAGUGAACAAUACAUUUCGAAAUUAUUCCUAAAAUAUUACGUGCGGGACAUUAGCGAAAGAUCGAAAAACUUACAAUUAGUGCCGAAAGAGCCAAACUAGCGGAUAGAUUUCCAAGUAUUCACGAAUUCUGUAACUUUUUUAUAAAUCUCUAUUAGAUAUAAAGUAAACUUUCGGAGAGACUCAAAUUCUUAGCUAAACGUCUCGAAGGAGGAAGAUGCCUAUCUGUGCGAAAUUGGUCCUCAUCUUCGGCUCUUUCAACACUAAUUAGGCGCACUAAGUAAUUGUAAUUUGUUAAGAUUGAAGGUGAAAAUUUAACGCGAGAUUUGUAGAGGCUGAUUUGGUGGUCCUGAUAAUCUGAUCAGUCGAGUUAUAAACAAUGAGUGAUAACUCGAUCGCGUCAGUGGAGGGACCAUUUUUAUGCUGUAGAAAUCCUUGAGAACCACUUCUUUACGCGUCGGGAAAGACGAUCGUGUUGAGAUGAGGUCAGAGUUGGAAAGUAACGCGUUACUUGUAGCGCAGGUACCGUUUUCGUUACUUUUUUCUGUCUAUAACAAUAAUAUUGUUACAUUCUUACAAUAAUGGUAACGAAUUUAAUCGUUACUUUUGUUUUCUAUUAUCCUUAUCAGAGAUUGAGGUUGAGAUUGAAUUAGAAUUAAAAAAAUCAGAACAAAGAAAACCAAUCUUAAAUUUAGUGAAGUUUGUAUUUUGAUAGCAAUUGUUGGUAUUGAAUAAUUUACAUAUAUGCUAUAAAUUUUCAAUGCUGGAAUUAUUGGAGUGCAUUUUUAAUAGUUACAUUAAUGUUUAAAAAAAUUACAUUAAUGUUUAAUCUGAAUUUAUGUAAAAAGGAAAUAUAUUAAUUAAAUAAAGAAUUGGAAAAAUUAUUAGAUAAGUUUAACAGAAAGAAAAGCUUGUGCUCUACAUACAGAAUAACUUGGAGAGUUUCAAGUUUUAAUAUUUAUUAUUACAUUUAAUAUUGAUUAUAUAUCAAAUGUAAUUUUAAAAUCUAAUAACUUACUAUAGCAUUACAAAAAAAAAACGAACCAUUACUUUUAAAGUAACGGUAACGAUAACGCAUUUUUUAAAAUCAGUAACGAGUAACGGUAACGCGUUAUUUUUUUCGUAAUAACGUUUCCAAUUCUGGAUAAGGUUGUAUUUCUCUUCAUUCAGAACGGCCUUUCGCGGAGAGUUCUCAACGACCAACUGUCCGCUCGUUUGAUAGUAACGCUAGUGAUAUAUGUGCAAUGUAAAUAAUAUUUUUCACGAUUAAACGGGAAAUCCCUACGUCCUAAAUCACGGCAGAUGGGCCGUGCGUUUAAAAUGUUUAUAGUCCUGAAUAUAAUCUUGUAAUCUUUCUGUAAUAAAUAUCGUUCCGAUUGUA